AUUUAGUUUGCUUAAUGAUAUGCGUGUGUUCAGUCGAAUGCCAAUUCUAUCUCGGUGUUUUCUGUAAUUCAGAACCAGCAUUCGUGUUUCUAUCGUUAACACUAUCUUUAUUAGUAUGUGAGAGAGAUUUGUGGAGCAUUCGACGAUGUACCUAAUAGACAUGUUUUAACAAGACCUGCUAGGUGAAGUUCAGUGUCAGGGAUACACAGGGACCCUGUUUUAGUUGUGACCGAUUCUGCGGCUGAGGAUCCUGUUGCAAAGGAAAUGCGAGGGGGCGGUUUCUUCAGCGACGGCGUCAAGAGGGAUUCGGUCCUAUCGAAGGGCGACGUCCCAGCGCUCUCGGGGGACGUCCAGGAGCAACUCGACCAGCUCAGAAAGGAGCUGACGGACACCAUCAGCUGUUUGGGCCACGAGAUCCUGGAGAUCCCCGAAUUGGCUGCCUCGGUCGGGGCGAAGGAGGAGCAAGGCGAAGGAAGGAGCGGCGGGGCAGCAGGGAGCGUCUCCAGCAAGUACGAGAGGAGGCAAAGAGCGUUUCAGGACAAGGUCGCCGAGACGGAACGCUGCAGCAGCACAGGGAACUUCGGUCAGAGUUACGGAGGGAAUCCCGAUGAUGCAUUGGCAGAGGGAAGAAUAGAACAGGAAGAGACUUUAUCAAUUGGCCCCGGCGGAUCAAGUCGCGGUAGCUAUCAGCUGAUCGCCUUGUCAACUGACGAUGACGUCACGGUGGCUAGGAGCCGGAAAUGGCGGUGGAAUCAGCUGCCACGCUUGCAGCGUGUGGUGUUCUUCAUGCUAGGAGUAGCGGCCCUGGUGGCCCUCAUCUAUGUAAUUGCUAGUCAUGCUGACCCCUCGGCACCCCCUGCUGUUUCUCAUGAGAACGUCGUGAUAGCUCCAACUCCGGCAGUUGUCCAUCCUGAAGUAAUUGAAAAUGAAGGAAAUGUGGAGGAAGAUGUAAAGAAGGAAGGACCUGACCAGAUAAUUCCUCCCCCUGGACCCCCACGAAAGAGAUCUGAAAGACAAGAAGCUGUUGUUGGAGCAAUGAAGCAUGCCUGGAAAGGUUACAAGACAUAUGCAUGGGGUCAUGACCAUCUUAAACCCUUGUCGCGGUCAAGUAAUGACUGGUUUAGACUUGGGCUGACCCUGAUAGAUGCACUUGAUACACUGUGGAUUAUGGACCUUAAAGAUGAAUUUAAUGAGGCUCGUGAGUGGGUUGCAACUCAACUCAACUUCAACAUAAAUCAAGAUGUUAACUUGUUUGAAUCCACCAUUCGCAUAUUAGGUGGCCUUCUUUCAACAUAUCACCUUACUAAUGACCAACUCUUCCUCGAUAAAGCUGUUGACAUAGGCGAUAGACUGAUUGCUGGCUUCAAUAGUGGAUCUGGAGUUCCCUUCGCAGAUGUCAAUUUGUAUUCACGAAAAGCGUCAAACCCAAAAUGGGGCCCAGAUUCCUCAACUUCAGAAGUUACAACAAUUCAGCUGGAAUUCAGAGACUUGUCUCGUGUUACUGGAAAUCCCAUUUAUGAGGAAAAAGUGAAUUUAGUGUCUGACCACAUCCAUAAGCUACCAAAGACGGAAGGACUCGUUCCCAUCUUCAUUAAUGCUCAGACGGGACAGUGGCGUGCACACUCGACCAUCACCUUGGGAGCCAGAGGAGACACCUAUUAUGAGUAUCUCUUGAAACAGUGGAUCCAGACAGGACGGACGAGAGACUUCUUAAGAGAUGAUUACAAUGAGAGUGUGGCCGGCAUGGAGCACCUGUUAGCGAGAAGGACAGAACCCAGUAACCUUCUCUUCUUUGGCGAGCUUCAUGGAAGUAAAAAUUUUGUCAAUAAAAUGGAUGAACUGACUUGCUAUCUCCCAGGCACUCUAGCCCUUGGAGUUCAUUAUGGAAUGCCAAAACACCAUAUGAAGAUAGCAGAGGAUCUGAUGUAUACUUGUACACUAACUUGGCUUCGUCAACCAACAAACCUGGCCCCAGAAAUUACUUACUAUAAUACGCAGCCCACAAGUACGAAUGAAGAUUUCUUUGUAAAGAGCAAUGACGCACACUACCUCCUCCGUCCAGAAACUGUAGAAUCACUGUGGUACAUGUAUCACUUAACAGGAAACAAAACUUUCCAGGACUGGGGAUGGCAAAUGUUUCAGGGCAUAGAAAAUUACUGCAAGGUAGAAAAUGGAUACACUUCCAUUGGCAACGUCAGAAGUACUAUAGACACAAAACCAAAAGACAAGAUGGAAUCUUUCUUCCUAGGGGAGACACUUAAAUAUCUUUACCUCCUGUUUAUGGAGGAUCAGAAUGCUUUUAGUGUAGACAAGUGGGUCUUCAAUUCUGAAGCACAUCCACUACCUAUUUAUACCCACUAGUCUUCUCAUCAGUCAUCAUAGAAAGCAUAUUAUACUUCACUAGAUCAUAUUAUUUAAUUAUUUCAGUAGGGUAAGCAAUCCAGGCUUAGUUUUAUGAAGUCAGUGGUAUUUUGAGAAAUAAUUUACUAUGCAAUCAGUUGCGUCACGAAGGUCGGGCUGGGGGGAUGUUUGUUCUCAGGUGCUGCCUCUGCAGAGGCCAGAAUUGGGUGAGGAGAAAAUGUUUUGAAGUUGUGAAUUGAUAGAGGUGAUCAUUUAUAAUAAUAUAAAUUAUGUUAACUAAAUUAAUAUCUAUCUGAGCAUUAAGAGAAUAUAAUUUUUUAAAGAGUA
Messenger RNA from Penaeus indicus, 2688 nucleotides. RefSeq names its product endoplasmic reticulum mannosyl-oligosaccharide 1,2-alpha-mannosidase-like (gene alpha-Man-Ib). Gene Ontology annotation, molecular function: calcium ion binding; mannosyl-oligosaccharide 1,2-alpha-mannosidase activity. Gene Ontology annotation, biological process: mannose trimming involved in glycoprotein ERAD pathway; carbohydrate metabolic process. NCBI's taxonomy places the organism in Eukaryota, Metazoa, Arthropoda, Malacostraca, Decapoda, Penaeidae. Gene Ontology annotation, cellular component: endoplasmic reticulum; membrane. The record is from RefSeq and is a predicted model, not a curated record. Bases 265 to 2361 code for a protein of 698 amino acids. The transcript has 12 exons.